GUCUUCGCUACCAGCACCGUCUGCCGACGUCACUUCCGAACUGCUACGGUUGGCGAGUAGAGAUCUAGAUGAUAUAAAGAGUAGCAUCCCGAAUGAUGAUGUUGGGGAACCACCGCCUCGGAUAAAGAAGGACAACAAGCACAUAGUACGAGAGCUAGUACUAGAGGGUAGUGGCCGCAGCAAAACGCAGAACCAUGAC
This is a messenger RNA of Amoebophrya sp. A25, 199 nucleotides long. Lineage: Eukaryota; Dinophyceae; Syndiniales; Amoebophryaceae. The record is from the annotation of a GenBank genome assembly.